Molecule: messenger RNA, 2710 nt
Organism: Triticum aestivum (bread wheat)
Lineage: Eukaryota; Viridiplantae; Streptophyta; Magnoliopsida; Poales; Poaceae
Product: LEAF RUST 10 DISEASE-RESISTANCE proteinUS RECEPTOR-LIKE PROTEIN KINASE-like 2.4
Exons: 3
Coding region: 664-2601 (645 amino acids)
Biological process (GO): protein phosphorylation
Molecular function (GO): polysaccharide binding; protein kinase activity; ATP binding
Source: RefSeq, a predicted model, not a curated record
CUUUUACAUCACCGGUUCAAAGAAAGUGGUCUGGAGGGGCGGCUAGAGAUGCUCUUAUAUUAGACAAACAUGUAGUACCUUCAUCAGCAGUAGGUCUUCGGAAGAGUUUUGACGUGGUCCUUAUUCUUUCUUAGGUUUGGCUACGGCACAUCUAAAUACAUCUAGAUAUGGUACGUCUAGAUGUGCUGUUCUUUUUGUAGCUGGGAGGGAUCCAGCUUGGAUCACCACCAACACCAGGUGCACUGUUUUUACAGAGACUAUUAAGAGAACUUAGCGAUUCCCAAAUUUUAAAAACCUGCUGUGGAAGACAAAAGUGUACAUCGGCGACUAGCUAGAAGCCUUUCUUCGACGCGGCUGGGCCAAUAAACUGAAUAAAGUAUACCACACCAGUCUCCACGGAACAACGACGGGAGGUAGCAGUACAGCAGACGACUUGCGUGGCACACUCGCGUUAUGUGUGCGCGAGACCGGACUGGUCAAAGGUUUGAGCAAGAGGGGCCUUCCAAGCCAGCCAGCCGCCGGAGAAACUCGCAAGGCCUCCGCCACUUAUAAACGCGGAGGAGGAGCAGCGGCAAGAAACAAACGGCCCGGUGCAGACAGCCACCAAACCAGAGGGGAAGAAAAAAGAGGCCCUCGUUCGCCUAACUCCAUUAGCCCAUAGCCAUGCCUCUCUUGAUAUGCCACCGGCUGCUGCUGCUUCUCCUCCUCUGGGUCGCCGCCUCCCAUGGCGAUUCAUCCGAUGAUGGGGCUUACGACCCCUCCAUGUGCCUGAAUCAAACUUACACAUGCGGGGACGUGAGGAUCAGCUACCCGUUCUAUCUCGUCGGGAAGACAAAAGAUCUCAGGGGCAACGACAACUCCUACUGCGGCUACCCUGGCCUGGGGAUCCUCUGCGACGACAACAAGCCCAUCCUGCAGCUCAACGGCACCGCCAACUACACGGUCAAGGGCAUCGACGGCGCGCUCGCAACCGUCUCUCUAGCCGACCCGAACGUCGACGACGACCUCAACCCCUGCCCGAGACCAAGAAUCGGCCGCAACGUCACUUUUCAAGAGGGAUCGCCGCUGUACUUUCCUGACAGCACGGUCGAUUACCUUAUCUUCUUCAUCGGCUGCAACUUCAACUUUACCUUCUACAAACCGAGUAGCAUCUACCCGAUCAGCUGCCAAAGCUUUGAAGAUGGUCCUGGUCCUGGGCUAUCGUUCGUGCUUCCGGAUGAUGCAGUGCCCGCCGGCAACUGGGUGCAAGCGUGCAACCAAGUCAUACAAUUGCCUGUGCACAAAUACGGCGAGAUCAACUUUACUGACCAUGGAUGGACAAACGGGAGUGGAUAUGCCAAUCUUCUUCGUCAGGAAUUCCAGCUGGGAUGGAACGAGAGCGGGAGGCCCACUGCAUGUACCCAGUGCGAGGGAGCCAAUUCCAAGGGACGGUGCGGUCACAGUCGGACCGGGGAUUUCAUAGGCUGCUUGUGCCCUGACGGCCUAGUACACUCCGAUAAUACUUGCAGUAAAUCCCGUCGUCAAUACUCGAAGAAAACAACGAGAAUAUAUAUAAUAGCAGUCAGCUCGAGCAUACCUAUGCUAUGUCUACUCUUCUUUGCGUUCUGGUUGGGCUACAAGAAGUACGGAUGCAAAAGAAAAUCAAAGGAAACAGCCAGGAUUGAGUCCUACCUACAAAAGAAUGGAACGGUCCAUCCGAAAAGAUACGCUUACGCACAAGUGAAAAGAAUGACGAGAUCUUUUGCUGAAAAGCUAGGUCAAGGUGGGUUUGGUGCUGUUUACAGAGGCGACCUCUCUGAUGGUCGUCAGAUAGCAGUCAAGAUGCUAAAGGACUUCAAGACUGAUGGCGAGGAUUUCAUCAAUGAGUUAGCUAGCAUUAGUAGAACUUCUCAUGUCAACGUUGUUACUCUCUUAGGAUUUUGCUUGGAAGGAACCAAAAGGGCACUAAUUUAUGACUAUAUGCCUAAUGGUUCACUUGAAAGGUAUGCUUUUAAAGAUGGCUCCGAAGGUGGAAAUACUUUAGGUUGGGAGAAAUUAUUUGAAAUAGCAGUGGGAAUUGCUCGAGGACUUGAAUAUCUGCACAGAGGAUGCAAUACUCGCAUUGUGCAUUUUGAUAUCAAACCCCACAACAUUCUAUUGGACCAAAACUUCUGUCCAAAGAUCUCCGAUUUCGGACUGGCCAAGCUGUGCCUCAAUAAAGAAAGUGUCAUCUCCAUUGGUGGUGCAAGAGGAACAAUAGGCUAUAUUGCCCCGGAGGUUUAUUCCAAGCAAUUUGGAGCAGUAAGUAGCAAGUCUGAUGUGUACAGCUAUGGAAUGAUGGUUCUUGAGAUGGUUGGGGCAAGGGACAAGAAUAUCAGUCCAAACACUGAAUCUAGCAGCCAAUAUUUCCCACAAUGGAUUUAUGAACACUUGGAUGAAUACUGUAUCAGUGCUUCUGAGAUUAAUGGAGAGAUCACCGAGGUUGUGAGGAAGAUGAUAGUGGUUGGGCUGUGGUGCAUUCAGUUAAGUUCUACAGAUCGUCCAACAAUGACUAGAGUCGUCGAGAUGCUUGAGGGGAGCACAACCGGCCUCGAACUGCCACCAAAAGUGCUCUUGAGUUGACAGGGUUUAUAUUGCUCUUGCACACUUGCUCCAGUGUUGCAUAAAUCUGUAAACGGUUUGAAUACUUCAUAUGUCCGCUGCGAUUGGGACAAACAGAGCGGCUUCCAUA